UCGGUUCUCUUGCACACAGUUUUCGUUUCGAUGAGUUCGUGGCGGGACAGUCGUCCACUCUCUUCCCAAACUUUAUCAUUGCUCUCUCCCAAUGUUAUCCACGAGGUUCAGAAUUACUUUCGAUUUUAACGGAAACUUAGAAAAAAGUUUUCUCGCAUGGACAGGAGACGAAUCGGGCAGGUAAUUUAAAUUGCUCCGAAUCGGAAUUUAUGGAUUAUGAUAAGAAAAUUCCAUCAAUUGAACUCUUAUCAUUGAUUGAUUGAUGUUUGUGGCCGAGAAGAAUCAGUAGGUGAAAAUAAAUGCUCAUAUUUAUUCAGAAUCACAAUUAGUUGAAUAGAACGCUAGUGUAGAAUUCUUGUCCCGUAAAAGUAGUUAAAACACUGAUAUUUAGACUAUAAAUGUGGUGUAACUUUUUGUAAUUGAUGUUUGUCGUUAAAUGUGAAUAUUAUGAUAUCUUAUAAAUAAGUGUUAAAUGGAUUUUAUAUAAAAAGUAAAAUUUCUUGUUGUGAUCAACAUAAUCGAAACGUAACUGUAUAUUUGUGUCGUGAUAUUUAUUGGAAAAAGUUGCUGUUAUACUUAAAGGGAAAAAAGUUUUGCAACUUUUCUCUUUGAUACGGAGUGAUAAUUUACAAACAUUCUGUUACUGUAUUUAUCAUCUUUCAUUCUUGGUGGUCAAAUAUUCUAUGAAGUUGUGAUUAGAUGUUAUAAAAGAACUAAAAAAAUUUGGAGGAAUUGAAAAAUUUUAAACAUAAACUUUAUCUAAAGAAUCGAUUGUUCUGAACUGUAUUUGACUGACAUUUUGUUUGACGAACUUACUUCGCCAGAUAAACUUUUUGAUUCAUCCCAACUUCUUUUUGACGAGAACAUUGAAAAUCUAUUUUUGUAGCCGACGGCUAUUUUUUCGAACAAUUCCGGUUACUACAAAUUUCGUUUCGAAGUGUGAUACUAGAACAAAAAAAAAAAAAAAAAAGUUAUUCGAUAAUUGCAUAAAAAUCUCACCGAAAUUUUGCUUUAAAAGACGAAAACCAGAAAUAACCCACUGAUCAUUUCAAAAUGCAAGAUAUACUUAUGAAGCUCAUUGAGGAAGAGAAACGUUAUCCAAACGCACAGUAAAAAGUCACCUUCCAAGAACGAAGCUCUUAUUCUUUUGUCUUAAGAAAUUCGCAUUCUUUAAAUCUCCAGAGCUAUGAAAAUGGGACGAGAUAUCUGGAUGAAUUCCCCGUCGUACCAAGCGACGUCUACAACAUCCUGUCUCUACCCAUCCUCGAGUCAUCCGAGAUAUCGUAAGAGGGAUUCACUAGACACCCGCCGGACUCAGAAUGCCUCGAAAUCGAAAUCCACUCAUCGUCGUACUUCGCCCCGUUCCCUGGCAUUGUGGUCCCAAUUGAUGAAUCUCACGUCCAGAGUUAGAAAUCAGUCUGUAAUGACAAUCAUAAUGGAUACAUUUGUGUACUUAGUAGUCAUAGUCGCCUGCAUCGCUUGCUAUGCGAAUUCUUUGGACGGCGAGUUCGUCCACGAUGAUUUGGUCUCGAUUACCAUGAAUCCUGACGUUAUUGGCGAGAAUCCUGUCAGCGAGAUUUUCUUCAACGAUUUCUGGGGGAAACCGAUGUCAGAUCCCAGUAGCCACAAGUCUUAUCGUCCCUUCACAGUACUUACCUUUCGGUUGAAUCACGUAUUCUGCGGUCUGUCUUCUUGGAGUUAUCACUUUGUGAAUGUAUGCCUGCAUUCCUGCGUUUCGCUCUUGGUCACUUUUCUUUGUCUCGAAGUUCUGAAAUGGUCGAGAGAAGAUUGUCUGAUCGCUGCUUUGAUUUUUGCCACUCAUCCCAUUCACACUGAAGCGGUUUCCAGUGCAGUUGGUCGUGCGGAAGUUCUGUCGGCAUUAUUCUUCCUUUCGUCUCUGUUAGCUUUCAUAAAAAGCACUAAAGCUGGUGACCAAAAUGAGAAAUGGAUUUUGUGGUUCAUCUUCAGUCUGUUUUGUUCUGGCAUCGCUCUUCUGGCUAAAGAACAAGGGAUCACCGUCCUAGCAGUUUGUAUUGCAUGGAGAACUCUUCAGCUCCUGGGAACUACCAGAUUGGAAUCGCCAAAGCUUUUGAUUAAGAAAGGACUAUUUUUACUAACAGAUCCUAUUUUGUGGACUACAGCUCUAAUGUUCUUAAUGUUAAUGGUUUUCCGAAUCUGGAUGCUCCAAGGAUCGAUGCCGAUAUUUUCUGAGGAAGACAAUCCCGCCUCCUUCAGUUCAUCUUUGCUCACAAGAUUUUACAUGUACUCUUACCUGGCUGCUUUCAACUUCUGGAUGCUUCUGAACCCUAGUACUCUGUCGUAUGACUGGCAGAUGGGCAGUAUUCCCCUGGUUACCUCCGUUUUCGAUGUUCGCAAUGUGGCUUCACUGCUCCUUUUCCUUUUCUUGAGUGUAUCAGCUCUGCAGCUGCUGUGUGCACCUUCACUCAAGAAAGCGGACGCAAAUACAAUGCUGCUGUAUCUGUGUAUUCUGGUGUUACCCUUCUUACCAGCUUCUAACGUAUUCGUCACUGUUGGCUUUGUAGUUGCCGAAAGAGUACUCUAUAUACCAAGCAUUGGAUUUUGUAUCCUGAUAACCUACGGAUUAAGGAAACUGCGAAACUCUACUCGAUUCUACUGGGUGUGGAAGAGCUGCACCAUAAUCCUCAUCGUCUUAUUCAUGGCCCGAACCGUGAUCAGAAAUAAAGAUUGGAAAUCUCGUGAAGCACUUUUCACGUCGGGCCUGACCAGCGUACCCCAUAAUGCCAAAGUCCAUUAUAACUUUGCUAAUCUUCAGAAAGACUUGGGAAAUGUCGAAACUGCCGUGGAACACUACAGGAUGGCGCUCAGUUUAUGGCCCAAUCAUGCUAGCGCGCACAACAAUUUAGGAACCUUGCUUUCUGACACAAAGGAAGCCGAGCACCAUUUCAAGCUAGCUCUCCUCAUCAAUUCUCAUCAUCCUCGAGCUCUGUUCAACCUUGCAUCGUUAUAUAGCAAGCAGGGAAGAAAGCAGGUAUCUCAAGAGCUUCUUCAAAGAGCCAUAGAAUUGGAUAAAGAAUUCAUAGAAGCCUACUCUUCCCUUGCAACCAUUUACGCAGAGGCAGGAAAGCUCGACGAGGCCGAAUCGCUCCAUCUUAAAGCUCUCUCCAUGGAUCCCAAUAAUGCGGAUUCUUUUAAUAAUUAUGGGACAUUUUUACAGAAGACUGGACGAGUUGAAGAAGCUGUUCAACAGUAUCGACAAGCAAUGCGCUUGCAACCAAACCAUACCGUGGCCAUCGUUAACGCAGCUAGAAGUUUACGGGCAUUGAAAAAUAAUAGAGAGGCAGAGGAGCUCUACAAAAGGGCCUUGUCCAUUAACUCGGAACCAAAAAUAAUGGACAACUUGGGUGUUCUCUAUAUUAGUGCUGGACGCAUUGCAGAAGCCAACAAGCUGUACAAGGAUUUGUACGAGAAGUACACUGAUUACGUCGAAGGAAGAGUUCAUUUCGCCCAGGUUUUAAUGCAAGAAAGAAGCUUUCAACAAGCUGAGACGCUGCUUCAGUCUGUUAUAAAGGAAAACAAUACGCACAGAGACGCUUUGCAUCAGUUAUCAUUAUUAUAUAGCCAAGUGAACAGAACAACAGAAGCUUUGGAGCACAUUCUGAAAUCCCUGAAUCUUUGCUCAUCUUCAGAAGUUUCUUGCGCACAGCUACAUGCUGAUCAUGGGGAUAUUCUCAAAGAUUUGAAACAAUGGGAUGAUGCAGCUCAUAGCUACAGAAUGGCUAUUCAAUUGGAUCCUAAAUUGUCACAUGCCCAUGUCAAUUUAGCAGUCAUCAACCAUUUACAGGGUGAAUGCCACCAAGCUCUCCGCCAUUAUCACGAGGCUUACAUGUUGGAUCCAGACAACCAGCUGCUCCAUGAAAACAUGCGGAAAUUGAAGCUGCACCUGGUCGACGGUUCUGGCACCUGCGACACUGAGCGGCGAGCGACUUGUAAAAGUCGGUGACAACCAGUCGAAGGUCAGAGCUUGGGACCAUUCACGAGCUAUGCUGCUUCUUCGACAUGAGCAAACAAGUCUAUGUGUGAAAAAUAAACCAAAAUUACAAUGGAUGUUGAACGGAAUUGUAAACAAUUGUUGUUUGUUUAGAUCGCCAUGAUAUAGUGAAUUGUAUGUGAGUUUAUUUGAUUUUGAUACGUAAUAAAUUUAUUGGUAUUUCUAA
Argiope bruennichi is the source of this 4196-nucleotide messenger RNA. Its product is annotated as protein O-mannosyl-transferase TMTC1-like. The transcript has 18 exons. Bases 1187 to 3982 code for a protein of 931 amino acids. Lineage: Eukaryota; Metazoa; Arthropoda; Arachnida; Araneae; Araneidae. Gene Ontology annotation, biological process: protein O-linked glycosylation via mannose. The record is from RefSeq and is a predicted model, not a curated record. Gene Ontology annotation, molecular function: mannosyltransferase activity; protein binding.